CUGCUGUCUUGAUUCCUUUGACAGAAAAUGAACUGCGUGGCAAAGUUGUCUGGGUGACAGGAGCUUCAAGUGGAAUCGGAGAAGAGCUGACUUACCAGCUGGCAAAGAUAGGAGCCCUGCUUGCCAUCUCUGCGAGAAGGGAGGAUGAGCUGGAGAGAGUGAAAAAGAAAUGCCUUCAGAUCAGCAGCUUGAGUGACAAAGAUAUCCUUGUUCUGCGUCUUGACUUGACUGACAGAUCUUCUCACGAAGCUGCAACCAACAGUGUUCUUAAGCAUUUUGGCAAGAUCGACGUUUUGGUCAACAAUGGAGGACGCUCCCAGCGCUCCUUGUUUGUGGAUACAAACCUGGAUGUCUACAAUGCCAUCAUAGAACUCAACUACCUGGGUACAAUCUCUUUAACGAAGUAUGUCCUGAAUCACAUGAUCCAGAGGAAAAGAGGAAAGAUUGUUACUGUGAGCAGUGUGAUGGGUAUCAUGGGAGCUCCUCUUGCCACUGGCUACUGUGCCAGCAAGCACGCUCUGCAGGGAUUUUUUAAUUCCCUGCGGACUGAGCUGACCGACUACCCUGAGAUCAGCAUCAUCAACAUUUGCCCAGGGCCUGUGCAGUCCAAGAUUAUCCAAAAUGUCUUCACAGAGAAUCUUGCAAAGUCCAUAGAGAACAGCGGGGACCAGUCCCACAAGAUGCCCACGGACCGCUGUGCCCGGCUCACCCUGGUGAGCACGGCCAACGACCUGAAGGAGGCCUGGAUCAGCGACCACCCCUACCUGGCCGUCUGCUACCUGUGGCAGUACGCGCCCACCUGGGCCUGGUGGCUCAUGAACAGGAUGGGCAAGAGGAGGAUACAGAACUUCAAGAGUGGAGUGGAUGCCGAUGCCUCUUACUCAAGAAAGAAGAAAUAAGGAUGAGAUUGUACAAAAUCAUGCUGUUCUUGUGCUAAGGCUGAGAAACUUUUCGUACUGCGUGACUGCAGCAACAGCUUUUUUUUUUUAUCUGUUAUAUCUUUAUCAUCCUGUAUCUUGACAAAUCUAUCAAGCUGACGAGACACUUGACUAAAUAAAAAUCUCUUUCUAAACA
This is a messenger RNA of Empidonax traillii (willow flycatcher), 1074 nucleotides long. RefSeq names its product dehydrogenase/reductase 7 (gene DHRS7). Gene Ontology annotation, molecular function: oxidoreductase activity. Lineage: Eukaryota; Metazoa; Chordata; Aves; Passeriformes; Tyrannidae. The record is from RefSeq and is a predicted model, not a curated record. The annotation marks the transcript as partial. The transcript has 6 exons.